Fundulus heteroclitus (mummichog) is the source of this 1169-nucleotide messenger RNA. RefSeq lists its product as uncharacterized. Bases 56 to 1027 code for a protein of 323 amino acids. The record is from RefSeq and is a predicted model, not a curated record. The transcript is spliced from 3 exons. Lineage: Eukaryota; Metazoa; Chordata; Actinopteri; Cyprinodontiformes; Fundulidae.
CACUGUGGGACACUGCAGUAGCAGUUUCUCUGUGAUUGUGCCAUGCUUGGUGGAUAUGAUGCUGCUGAAUAAUACACAGAAUAUUCACAAUUCAGACACAGAGGCACUGUCCAAUAGACCCACUGUUAUUUUUUUUAGGAAUGAAGAAAAAGAUUCAAGUGGAAUAAGAUCUUUUGAAUUCAGUGACUGCAAUUAUAUACAACACAUCACCAUAAUAAAUUGCCUCAGUUUGUUUCCCCGUUGUCGGGUCAUUCUGGUCCUCCUGUGUUCCUCGUUCUCCUGUGCUCUGAAGUUUUACCAAAUUACCCGACCAAGAGAGGGCCAGGCAACGGGGCUGAAAGGAAUCGGGCUGUGUAAUCAGCUCUGGAGGCAGCCCCUUGUGCAGCUGCCUCCGAGCCGCUCCGGGGCUCCUCCUGUCUGCCACCGCUCUGGCCAGCCCGAUCCGUGGGACUCAAUCGGGAGGACGCUCUCCUCCCACCAUGAGCAGCUUCGGUCGCUUGCGGAAGCAGUUCAGACCACCCAGGAUCUGCUGCGAGGGCUGUCGGGCCAGAUCGGUCAGCUGAUGGUUGCUGUCCUCGCCCGCCGGCAGAAUCGUCCUACCGCGCCGCUGCCCUGCGCACCCGAGCCGUCCGAGGUCUCCUCCGCACCCGAGCCGUCCGAGGUCUCCUCCGCACCUAAGCUUCCUGAAUUUCCCAGCGUUUUCGAGUCUUGUGAGCUUUCUAGUGCUCACAGGCCCUGCCGCCGGUCUCUAGGGUUUCGCCGGCCGGCUGAGCCGCAGCUUUGUCACCGGGGUCUCCCGCAGCGGCGCCCGCCUAUGGCUCUGCUUUUCCGUCAACCAGUUUCUUGGUGUGGAUUUUUUUUUUCUUUUUCCCUCCUUCUGAGACCCCCAUCCGACCACCCUGGCUGGGUUGUUUUCGUUUUUUUUGGACUGGACAUUGAUGGGCGUCUGGAAUCCGCCCUUAAGAGGGGGGUAAUGUCAGGAUCCUCAGAGUUGUGUUCUUGUUUGAUUGGACUCACCUGCGUUUAAUUGUCCCCAUUGUGUAUUUAAGUUGCCUCAGUUUGUUUCCCCGUUGUCGGGUCAUUCUGGUCCUCCUGUGUUCCUCGUUCUCCUGUGCUCUCAAGUUUUGCCGUAAGUCUCUUGUUUCAUUAAAAUGAUCUGUUUAAUCCCA